AUGGAAUUACUGCAAGGAAAAGAAUACCUUUCAAUAUUGCAAGGCAAUGGAAUAAAGAAACAUGAACACACUGUCGUACUUUGGAAUAUGAAGAUCGACUUGAAAGGUGGACAUACAACAACACAUUACUUAAAGCCAUUGGAAGUUAAUAAUUCCGAUAAUGAACAAAACUAUAGAACUAUAACAAGAACUUUUCCUUGUAAGAAUGAAGUUAGGCUAAGUGAUUUAAAUAUUUCAAAUUUGAUAAUUCUCGCGCCAGCUGUACCAUAUCUUGUGUCGCUUCGAAAACUGUAUCUUCAGUAUAACAAACUUACAACUAUUCCGGAAUCACUUUUUCACUUAAAAUCUCUUGAAGAGCUACAUUUACAAUGCAAUGAAUUAACUUUGAUUCCUCCUCAUAUUGGAUUUUUAACUUCUCUUCGAGAAUUAUUUAUUCAUAACAACAAAAUUCGGAAAAUACCAUCACAAAUCCGUGAAUGUAAAAAAUGCACAUUUAUAAAUUUGAAUGACAACAAUUUAACGUGUUUACCGGCAGAGUUUGCCACAUUAGAAAACCUCAGAACUCUCCGCGUAAAGGGUAAUCCUUUUGAACAGCCACAACACGAUCAAAGCAAAGUUGGAGGCAUUAUAUCGACUCUAUUUGAUAUGUGUACUCAAGUCGCUGGAAAUACAAUGUUAGAAAUGGAUAUUUUGGAACGUCUCGAUAUACCAGCUGAUUACCCGCCAAGUGAAUAUUAUAAUGAAGAAAUACUUGUUAAUUCAUCAAAGGAUAAAUCAUUAGGCGAUGUUGUUAUGAAGGAAUGA
This is a messenger RNA of Cetraspora pellucida, 804 nucleotides long. The record is from the annotation of a GenBank genome assembly. Lineage: Eukaryota; Fungi; Glomeromycota; Glomeromycetes; Diversisporales; Gigasporaceae.